Molecule: messenger RNA, 5604 nt
Organism: Nematostella vectensis (starlet sea anemone)
Lineage: Eukaryota; Metazoa; Cnidaria; Anthozoa; Actiniaria; Edwardsiidae
Product: adenylate cyclase type 5
Exons: 24
Coding region: 380-3859 (1159 amino acids)
Biological process (GO): cAMP biosynthetic process; intracellular signal transduction; adenylate cyclase-activating G protein-coupled receptor signaling pathway
Cellular component (GO): plasma membrane
Molecular function (GO): adenylate cyclase activity
Source: RefSeq, a predicted model, not a curated record
GCCGCGGAGAAGAGUAGAAGUUUUCCGAAUGGAUUGUUUUCUGUUCGAUUACAAAGUCAUCAGUUUCGAUAAUGAACAUUGCACAGGACCCUGGUUGUGAAUGCCAAGCAAAUUUGCCAGCAAUAAUCAUCGCGAAAAGAUUUUUUGUUUGAGAAUUGCACGGUGCGAUAGCGUCGCGAAGAGAACAGUUGAGCCGUAUGUAAACUUGAGUUCGAAGCCCAAUUCGGGGGCUUUGUUAUUUACUUGAUCCGUUGCUACGGCUUUUUGUAAUUUGCGACACUUAGCGUGCGAAGAAUUUGUAUGAAAAGAGAAUAUUUAGGCAGAUUAAAAAGCUGUACGCUGGCCUUAAACACUGAAUUUAUAAUUCGACUGGGAGAGCAUGUCAAAUCCUGUGGAGCGGUGCGACACGAAUAGAAGAGCGUCCACACCGUCUAAACGCGCCUGGGAAGAGCAAACUUCGGCACAAAGCGACUUUAACAAGAACACAAAAGCACCGUCCGCUGUUACUGCUUCAACUCGCAAGGAUAGCAGCUUUAAAAGUAUGGACUCAGCCGCUUCAGGCGGGGAAAUUCGACUGAAAAGUGUCGAACUCGGGGUCGAAGCCGAAGAAUCGACUCCGCUAAACGCAGCAAUGGACAAUUCGAAGGGAGAUGCUUCCAACGGUACUCUAGGGGUUUCGAUAAAAAAUGGCCAGAAAUCUAGUUCUAGGGACAUAGAGUCGGAGGAAAGCGGCAAAGAGUCUGACUGUAGCGACGAUUCCUUUGCAGGGCAAUGGAAAUUGUUUACUCGCGUUCUGAAAUCGAAAAGAUUUGAAUCAGAGAAACUCGAAAGCCUCUAUCAGCGUUACAUAUUUCGCUUGAAUCAGAAGUUCACAAGUUGGCUUGUUUCUAUCCUUAUUAUACUAAGCCUGGUGCUUGUUUUCUUCCAGUUUUUCUUAGAGCAAAAAGAAGUGCAAUCGAAAAAUAUAGAGGGACUUGUGAUGGUGUUUUUCACCGUUGUAUACUGUGGUCUAGCAUAUGUUGUGAAUAGGAGCGGGAGUGGUUCAUCAGACAAACAAAUGUCUGUCUCAUCCCAAAAGCAGCUUCGUUGGGUCUCGUAUGCCCUCCUAGCUCUCUCCUGUGGUUUUGUGCUAACUACGGUAUUAUGUCCUGUGGGAGAAAAUCUACAAAAGGGCCUACAAGAUGAUUAUUACUCUCCUAGCGAUGGCGUCUGGAUCACGAUAUUUUUCAUAUACAUGACAUAUACUAUGCUGCCAGUUCGAAUGAGAAUAGCAGUAUUCGGGGGAUGCCUGCUUCUCGCUCUUCACCUCAUAUCCAGCGCUUGUGUCAACCGCAAUAAUCCGAAUCUAGCAAGACUGCUUGUUGGCAACUUGCUGUUAUUUAUUUGUGCUAAUAUAACUGGGGUGUUCACACACUACCCAACAGAAAUAUCUCAAAGGCAAGCCUUCCUGGAAACUAGGAGAUGUAUAGAGGCUCGUCUCACCAUACAAAAGGAGAACCAAAAUCAGGAGCGUCUCCUUCUGUCCGUUCUCCCGCGCUAUGUUGCCAUGGAAAUGAAAGAUGACAUUGAAAGUGGAAUCUCCCAGAACUCCCAAUUCCAUAAGAUCUACAUUCAAAGACACGAAAACGUCAGUAUUCUAUUCGCGGAUAUUGAGGGAUUCACUGUGUUGUCUUCCCAAUGUACCGCGCAGUCUCUCAUCAAAACCCUUAACGAGCUGUAUGCGCGGUUCGACCAGUUGGCGGUGGAGAAUCACUGCCUUCGAAUUAAGAUCCUUGGCGACUGCUACUACUGUGUGUCCGGUCUACCAGACCCCCGUCCGGACCACGCCCACAGCUGUAUCGAAAUGGGGCUCGCCAUGAUUGACGCCAUCUCGUUCGUUCGCGACGCCACCCAAGUAAAUCUGAACAUGAGAGUCGGGGUGCACAUGGGCAAAGUACACAGUGGUGUGCUAGGAUUGGUCAAAUGGCAGUAUGACGUGUGGUCUGAUGACGUGACUAUAGCCAAUCACAUGGAGUCUGGCGGUCUGCCAGGGCGCGUGCACAUAACCAAGGAGGUCCUAGACUGUCUGAAUGGGGAUUACGAGGUGGAAGAGGGCCAUGGCCAGGAACGAGAUUCCUACUUGAAGCAGUACAGCAUUGAUACCUACUUGGUUGUAGCUGAACACCCUCGGAAGCAACCAAGCAAAGAGCUUAAACGCGAGGAAGACAUCGACAAGAAAAUGCAAGCAAGACUUGGAAUAGACUCUAAAGUCCAAGACACCGAGGACGAGGUGAACGAGUUUCUGGGGAGCUCUAUCGAUGCACGCAGCAUUGAGAGAUUACGCAAGGAAUAUGUUCAGCCGAUCCUACUGACUUUUAAGAACCCCGCCAAAGAGGAGUUGUAUUCACAAGAGAGGGAUCGCAUGUUCAAGUCAUACACGUCCUGCGUUUUUCUCGUCUAUCUAUUCAUUCUUGGCACCCAGUUGCUAGUCUUACCCAGGAAUUACGUGACGCUGGCGGUGUUUUUGUCCAUCUUUCUUAUCGUUGCCAUCACCUACCUUCUGGUCGUGUCAGAGAAAUUCUCGUUUCUUCCAGAGUCUCUCACCAACCUGUCAUCCACCAUCUGUCAAUCACGCGUCAUUUGCCGCAUCAUCGCGAGUAUCCUGAUCAUCGGCUUGUACGUGGCCGCUGUGGGGAAUCUGUUUGGCUGUGACGAACCGCCCACUCCUGAAUUUACGAAGAUUUUCCUGAACAACGAGACAAAGUUGGUGUGCAACGCCAGCCGCUACCCUCCCCCACUUGGGGUAGAGAACCAGUCAUGUGAUUAUCCACAGUACGUAACGUUCUGUGUCACGCUAGUCAUGAUCGGCUGUGCGGUGUUCCUUCAGUUGAGCACAGUUCUUAAGUUCUCAUUGCUGACCGUCAUGGCUAUCGUAUACAUCCUUCUCGUCCAGUAUGUCGCAAAGAAUUCCUUCCUGAGACACGACUUUUUGCAGUUCUGUGGACUUGGAAGUGGUCACUUUAUCGAAUGGAGUGAUCUAUCAAUUCUGAUCGUCGUUAUCUUUAUCUUAGCGCUUACCGCGCACGGCUACUUGCAUGAGCAAAUUUCUCGGUUGGAUUUCCUGUGGAAACUUCAGGCAACAGAGGAGAAAAAAGAGAUGGAACAGCUUCGAGAAUACAACAAGAAAUUGCUUUACAACAUUCUUCCUGUGCACGUGGCUCAACACUUCCUUGGCCACAAAGCCAACAAAAACGAGGAUUUGUAUUAUCAAUCUUGUGAUAAAGUUGCCGUAAUGUUCUCCAACAUCUGUAAUUUCUCGGAUUUCUACACUGAGCUAGACGCUAAUGGCGAAGGUGUGGAGUGCUUAAGAUUACUCAACGAGAUUUUAGCCGACUUUGACGAGCUUCUGUCAGAGCCCCAGUUCCAAUGUAUUGAGAAGAUCAAGACAAUUGGCGAGACGUACAUGGCUGCAUCAGGAAUAAAACCAGAAUCACAGGAAAAACUUGCAACUUUGAACCAUAUCUGCACAAUGGCUGACUUCGCAAUGGCAAUGAAACGAAAACUAGAGGAUAUUAACCUCCAUUCUUUCAACAACUUUGCUAUGAAAAUCGGUUUGAACUUUGGUCCUGUGGUCGCUGGGGUAAUUGGGGCACACAAACCUCAGUAUGACAUCUGGGGAGACACAGUGAAUGUUGCAAGCAGAAUGUAUAGCACAGGAAAAGAUAAUCACAUACAGGUUACAAAGGCCAUGUAUGAGAUCUUGUCGACUCGCGGAUACACCUUCGACUGUCGAGGCCUUGUUGCUGUGAAAGGCAAAGGAAAGAUGGUUACCUACUGGCUUCUGGGCAAGGAAGGUGCUAGCAACUCCAACGAUCUUUAGCGAUCUGUAGUACAGCAGAACUUGCAGGAGUGGGCAUCCUCUCAUGUUCAGCUUCAGGAAAAGUCCAGGAAAUCUGAUAUAUGUACUGCAUCACUAUGCAGUACCCCGUUACCCUGGCUUACUACCAUAUAUCACAAUGUUUUUGAAAAACAAUGACAGUAAAUUCUUCAGUGAAUGAAAGAUAUUCUGGGCGAAAUAUUGGCUGCAAAUAGCCAUAAUCCCAUUUUAACAAGCGUACGUUUUUAACAUAUGGAAGUAUUAUCUCGGUUGUUUCUGGGCUCAAGAGUCAGCAGUUCAUUUAUCACCCACGUCAUCGAGCAUGCUAAACCAAUUUUUGGAUUGUAUUUUUUUUUCACGACUGGUUGAUAGUCCCUCAACUCGGGUGAACAGGUUCUCGGAUCUCUGGUUUCUAGCGAACUCAAAGUUGCAUUUAAUGUAUUUUUUAGACAUACUAUAAUAACAAUCAAGCAACAAAGAUUGCUGAUUUCAUAAAUAGGCUAAUGUGUAAGUUAUAGCACUUUAGUCGCAACUUAAGACCAGGCAAAUGUGUUUCAUAUGCUUAGUGGAUUGUAACAAAGAGACUCUAGAGGCAUUUCCAUUUUUGGCUAUCAGUUCUCAACCUACCAAAAAAGGAUCUUUGGGUGUAUAUAGGGUGUAUAGCCAUUUAGAUGUUUGCUGUGACAUGACUCACCAACAGUAAGUUUAGACUUGUGAAUUUUCCUGUUGUAAAUUACCGACAGUAAAUGUAUAAUAUAUAAAUAUGGCAUAUACACCAAUGUAUUUUAGCAGUGAAGAUCAUAGCGAUUGUCAUUAGUAUUAGAAGCCUACGGCUUGUGCACAUUGGAGAUCUAACAUAAAUGAUUAUACAGUAGCAUAUAAACUUAAAAACAAAGAUCUCUAUAUGAUACUUCGUUUAUACGCUCAUUUUACCAUUUGCUGCCUGUGUGCUAGGCCUCACAAGUCUCAUUUAUUUGAGAGCCCUAAAUUUUUUUUAGUGUCCAGUAGGCUUAAUCAAAUAAGAUGAACAAUAUGAUUAUUGUGAACUUAGAGCUUUUUAAAUUAGUUUUUUAAGUGUCAACAGUUAUUCUUUGAAGUUGUCCUACUGAAUUUAGGAAUUUUUAGUGUAAUUGAGGACAAUUUCUUUUUAAUCAAGAUGAUGUCGUAUAGUGAUCAAGAAAAAAAGUUACAAAUAUAGAGAAUUAAUAUAUUCAUUGACAAGUCUGAAAUAAUAAACAAACCCUGUAAAUAUAUCAACUAGGCAUGCAGGUGAUAAUACAAGUUUCCAAUGUCAUCUUCAUUAUAUUUUCACUUGGAAAAGGUUCUUGCAUAGUGAGAAAUGGUUUGCUUUUAUAGGACACUUUUUUAACCAUUUGAUUUGCUAUUCUUUAUGUACUAAUGAGAAAAAGUUUGACCUCUGUACAGCAUUCCAAAACUUAAUCACUGUAUGCACAAAAUUCUAUUAUGUUUUGGUGAAUGACCCGAUCAUUCAUCAUUAAUAGCGAGUUUCAUCAAGGGAGAACUUUAGCCGUUAUUUGCACUUUUUACUGAAAUUAGCUUUUUUGUCCAGAUAAAUAUAUUUUAAAGCUCUCAGUGGUACACAGUAUCAUUAGUACUUGGUAGUGGGCAUGAUAAGGGAGCUGCUUAUAGGGGGAAAUUUUGCAGAGGCUGUAAAAUUUUAUUUGAUGUUGAAGUACAUAACUGUAUAAAAGCCUGUAAACAAUGCCUAAUAAAAUCAUGAAACUGUA